Messenger RNA from Saccostrea echinata, 492 nucleotides. RefSeq lists its product as uncharacterized. NCBI's taxonomy places the organism in Eukaryota, Metazoa, Mollusca, Bivalvia, Ostreida, Ostreidae. The transcript is spliced from 2 exons. The record is from RefSeq and is a predicted model, not a curated record. The coding region runs from base 1 to 492 and encodes 163 amino acids.
AUGGCAGACAGAAACAGACCAGAUGAUUGGAAGGUUGGUCUCAUAUUGAAGCUGCCCAAGAAAUGUGACUUAGCAGACACAAAUAACUGGAGAGGAAUUAUAUUGCUGUCAGUGACCAGCAAAGUCCUAAGCAGAGUCACCUUAAACAGAAUGGCCUCAUUGGUGGACCCAUACCUUCGUAAAGAACAAGCUGGAUUCAGAAAAGGAAAAUCAGACCAGAUACCAAUAUUCGCCUUGAGGCAAAUUUUAGAACAGGAAUAUGCUUUACAAGGACUUAAAAGCAAAGGCGAUAUGGGGCACAGAACUCACAGACAGCUUUCCAAUCCAAACGGGGUACGACAGGGAUGUCUGCUUUCACCACUGCUCUGUACUUUCUGCAUAGACUGCCUUAUGAAAAUCACUACCAGUCAGGCUAAUAGAGGAAUAUCCUGGACAUUUCAACAGUCACUCGAAGAUCUUGACAUUGCAGAUGACAUCGCUUUACUAGCAUAG